Molecule: messenger RNA, 7182 nt
Organism: Oncorhynchus keta (chum salmon)
Lineage: Eukaryota; Metazoa; Chordata; Actinopteri; Salmoniformes; Salmonidae
Biological process (GO): cortical actin cytoskeleton organization
Cellular component (GO): cytoskeleton; plasma membrane
Molecular function (GO): structural molecule activity; actin binding
Source: RefSeq, a predicted model, not a curated record
UCAUGCAGUGUAAAGUCACCCUCCUGGACGACACUCUGUUUGAGUGUGAGCUCGGUAAACAUGCGACAGGCUCGGAUCUGUUUGUGAAGGUGUGUGACCACCUCAACCUGCUGGAGAGAGACUACUGUGGCCUGGCCGUCUGGGAUACCCCCACUUCCAGGACAUGGCUGGACGCCUCCAAAGAGAUCCGGAAACAGGUGGCAGAUUAUACAUACGAGUUCACUUUCAACGUGAAGUUCUACCCUCCUGAUCCAGCUCAGCUCACAGAAGACCUCACCAGGUACUCCUGUCUACAGCUCCACCCAUCUGGUGGCCUGCUGCCAUGCUCCUUUGUAACUCUGGCCAUGCUAGGCUCCUACCCGGCCCAGUCUGAGCUGGGGGAGUAUGAUCCAGAGGUCCACGGCUCUCACUACACCAAGGAGCUGAGGCUGGCCCCGGGACAGGGCAAAGAGCUGGAGGACAAGGUCAUGGAGUUGCACCACAUACACAGAUCCAUGAGUCCAGCCCAGGCAGACAUGUUGUUUCUGGAGAAUGCCAAGAAGCUGUCUAUGUAUGGAGUGGAUCUGCACCAAGCCAAGGAUCUUGAGGGUGUGGACAUCACUCUAGGGGUGUGUUCUGGUGGUCUCAUGGUAUAUAAGGACAAGCUGAGGAUCAAUCGUUUCCCCUGGCCCAAAGUCCUCAAGAUCUCCUACAAGCGAAGCAGCUUCUUCAUCAAGAUCCGUCCCGCUGAACAAGAACAGUAUGAGAGCACAAUCGGCUUCAAGCUGCCCAACUACAAGGCCUCCAAGAAGCUGUGGAAGGCCUCAGUGGAACACCAUACCUUCUUCAGGGUGUCGUCCGUGGAGCCCCCGUCGUCCCGCUCCCGGUUCCUGGCGCUGGGGUCAAAGUUCAGGUACAGUGGUCGUACCCAGGCCCAGACCCGCCAGGCCAGUUCCAUGAUCGCCCGGCCCGCCCCGCGCUUCACCCGGUCCGCCAGCAAGAGGCUGUCCCGCACCAUCGACGAAGCUGGAGAUGAUGAUCUCCAAGCCUCGCAGCUCUCUGCUAGUCCAAACAAGACCGAGGAUGACGAUUGGUUCUUCAUGCUGGGAUCUGACCAACCCCAGACUUUCUUUUCACCAGCCAGAGGGGGGGAGACUUUCUCUGUGGAGACUUCUACUCAGAGCUGGGAUGAUGGCAAGUCUGUCCAGACAGUCAGACAGGCAUGGCAGGAGACUGAGACAGGCUGGACGGUCAGUCGGACUGUCAGUCAGACAUGGCAGGGACGAGUGUCUGAUGAACAGCAGCAGGGGAGACUGGAGGAGGAGAAAGAGGAGGAUUGGUCUGUCCUGCUGGGCAGACGACCCUCCCUUCCCUAUGUCCCCUACCCCAUGAUGAAACCGCCAGUCAAAUACCGCUCUGCCCAGGUGGCAAAGGUGGCCACGGCCAACAUUCUGAAGAGGCUGCUACAGCCAAGGCAGGAACAAAGUGAUGACUGGGUCAUGCAGUUGGACCGCAGCUUUGAGUUUGCAGACACACCUCCAUGCUACACUCCUCUUCUUCCUAUACUGAUAACCCCAAUCUGCCCCUCCUCAGUCUCUCCCUCAGUCUCCCUGGAGAAGGAGGAGACUAGGCAGGAGAGGAGGGAGGUGAUCAAGAGGCUCCAGGAAGGGGUGUUCCUGGUGGAGAAGCUGAGGGAGGUAGAGGUGCUGGAUGAGAGACUGAGGGAGGUGAAGGUUUUGGAAGAACGGCUGCAGGAGGUGGAUGAGCUGGAGGAGAGGAUACAGGAGGAGGUGGAGGCCAGGCAGCAGCAGGAGGAGGAGGGAGGGGUAGAAGUAGAGGAGGAGGUGGUAGAGGCAGCGGAAGAGAAUGUGGAGGAAGUAGAUGAGUUGGAGGAGCAGAUAAAGGAGGUGUUUCUCAAAGGAUUGCUGCCAGAUGAGUCAGGGGAAGAUGAGGGACUAAAAGAGGAGAGUAUGGAAGAGGCAGAGGAGUCUGAAGAAGGGUGGUCAAAUGUGGCGAGCACCUCUAUGGUACGGAGAGUAGAUUUGAGGACCCAGAAUAGUGUGACUAUAGUGAAAGAGAUGAGGCAACAAGAAGGAGGGAUGGAGGAGGAGACGGUGGAACAGGUGGCGGUUUCAGACGAGGGAUUGAAAGAGGAUGAAGGAUGGUUAGAGGAGAGGAAGCAUCAGGCUUUGGUGGAAGGGUUGACAGAGGGGCUUGAGGAAAGGAGAGGAGAGAUAAGAGUGGAAAGGAGGAGGAAGAAGGUGACUAUAGUGACACAGGAUGAGAGUCUUCCAGAUGAACUAGAGCAGAAAGCAUCUGAGAAGUUGUCAGAGGACCAGAUAGGAGGCCAUUUUUAUAAAGAGGGACAACUUAUGGUGAAAUUCAAUGAACUAUUUGCGGCAGAGAAGUUAGGGUUACCGAUAGUUACAAUUCAGCAGGAGUGGCUCCAAGAACAGGAAAAGGUCAGGGAGGAGAAACAGGAGAGAGUGGAACAGGUGAAAGUUUCAGGCGAGGGAUUGAUAGAGGUGAAAGGAGGUCUAGAGGAUAGGAUGCGGCAGAUGUCGGAGGAAAGGAUGCCAAAGGGAGAGCAGACUGUGGUGAAAACCAAGAAAACAGUGAGAAUAAUGGAAGAAAUGAGGAGAACACAGAAGACACUCGAGGAAAAGUCAUCAGAUGACAUUUUAUCAGAGGAAAGGCUGGGUGAUGGUUUUUAUACAGAGGGGGAAGUUUUGGUGAAAUUCAGAAAGGAUGUGGAGAGGGUUCCACAUAGAGUCAGACAAAUGGAGAAGCCCCAAGAAGAAGAAGAAGAAGAGGUAGUGGAAGUGAAUAUGCAGCCAUCCCAGCCAGAAGACAAGGACGAUUGGGUUGUGCUGCUGGACAGCCUCCCACACAAGACUCUUUAUAAGCCUCCAGUCAUGCCAGCCGACUCCGCUCUGGUGCCUGUGGUCUCCACAAGAUUAUCUGUGGUGUUAGUAGACACGGUCGAGCAGAGAGCACCAGAGAGGGAAUGCAUUGAAGUGGAGGCCACACAGCAACAGCCUGAAACGGGAUUGGUGGAAGCACGGAGACCGUGGCAAAUGCAGGAAGAUGAUUGGUUUAUGCUCUUGGACCUGGCUGAUCGUGUUCCUUCAGGUGUACCAACCACACCAGUUUCAGCUUCUUUGCAAGAGCAAGUUCAGGUGUACGUAGAUGAAACCAUCUCUUCCAUGGUUAAAGUGAUGACAGUGGUGCAGAGAGAGGAGACCAGGGUGACUGUAGUGGAGGAGAUGGAGGUACAGGAAGACCAGAGCCGUCUGGAACAGAAACCGUCACAGAGAGAGAUGGAAGAUGACUGGUUUGUUCUGCUGGACAUUGUUCCCAGAGAACCAUCUGUGAUUCCGUCAGCUUCUGUGGAAGAGCGUAUUCCGGUAUACCCUGAGGAAAGCGUCUCCUCUGUGGUUGAGUUGACGACAGUAGAGCAGAGAGAGGAGAGAAGGGUGACUGUAAUGCAAGAGGAGCGACGUCAAGAAGAAGUUAUACUUCCACCACAGCCAUCAAGAGAGAUGGACGAUGACUGGUUUGUGCAACUGGAUGUCGUGUUCAGAGAAACAUCCUAUAUACCACCAGUCGCUCCAGCAGAGCCAACACCGGUUUCUCCAGAUGUGAUCAGCCCUGUGGUUGAGGUAAAGGCUGAACAGCAGAAGCCAGUGGUGGUUCUGGUGGAGGAGACGAGGCCACAACAGGAACGGGAAGUAGAGGAGUGGCAGCGACAACCAGAGAGAGAUGAUGAUUGGUUUACACUGUUUGCUGAUGUCCGUGAGGAGCCGAUCAUUGUACCACCAGUUGCUCUUGGUGAGCAUACUCCGGUAUAUCCAGAUUUAAGCCAGACCACCUCUGUAGUUGAUGUGACGACCAUAGAAAGAACAAUUAAGAAGAGGGUGACUAUUGUUGAAGAGAGGUGGGGAGAGCAAGAGGAGAUCCUCCAGUCAGAGAUGAUCAUCCCAGAGCAGAGACCACCAGCAGAGAGAGAGGAGGGAAAUGGACGGUUUGUUCUGUUGGAUGCCAUCCGUGAAGAACGUGCUGGGGUUCCACCAGUUUCCCUGGCUGUUAGCGAUAGGGUAUACCCAGAGGUUGUGCCAGCCAAACAUCUGACCAUUGAGCCUGAACCAAGAGUGUUUGUGGUGGAAGCAGUCCAAUCACUUCCUGAAGACGUUGCCCUGGAGGGUAAGGCAACACAACAGCAGAGAGAGCAGGAUGAUGAUUGGUUUUUGCAGCUGGAUGUUGCCCCUACAGUAGCAGCUGCACCAGUGGUGGUGAUUUACUCUGAUGUGAGCACCACAGCUGUUACGGUGGUGAAGGAGAUAGUGGAACAGAAACCACCAAAGACCGUGAGGAUCAUGGAAGAGACUGUUAAGAUGGAGGAGGGGCCUGUGGUAACACCUAAAGAAGUGGAUGAUGAUUGGUUUGUGCUCUGGGACCGCGCUCCCUCCAAGAUACUGACCACACCCAAGGCGUUCCAUGUAGACAGAGAGGUUAUAGAGCUGGUACCCCGGAGAACAGUGAUUGUGGUGGAGGAAACUAGGAAACCACAUAGAGUGGUGGAGGACAGACGUCAACCGGAGGUUGAAUUGGUGAAAACACUGCCUCCCCAAGAGAGAGGGGAGGGUGAUGAUUGGUUCAUGCUCUUUGAAGCCUCUCGCCAAGAGCCUGUGAAAAUGCCAACAGUUGCUGUGGUAACUAGACCUGCCCCUGUGGUUGAUGUGAUGGUGACGAGCACAGAGCAGAGAACCCAGAAAAGGGUGACGAUAGUGGAGGAGAGGUGGAGAGAGGAGAGGACCCUGCAGCAGAGACUGCCUCAGAGACAGAGAGAGUGGACGAUGACUGGUUUGUCCUGCUGGAUGCUGCCCCUAAAGAAUUUUGCUCAACGUGAGCGUCUCCAGGUCUAUACUGACAUAACUGUGGUCAAAGGUCCAGCCGCUCAGCCCAAACCCAGAGUGGUGGUUGAGGAGGAGAAGAGAACAACACAACCCCAGAGAGAUGUGGAUGACCAUUGGUUUGUGUUGCGGGAGAAAAAAUCGGUUGCAGCAGCCCCAGACCUCCACCCCAUCAGGCUGCCAGCCCGCCAGGACGACAGGAAGCUGCAGGUCACCGUGGAGGCAGUGGACGAGGGCUCAGCCGAGGUCAAGUCUGAGCAGACGGACACUGAGGAGCCGGUUCAAAUGAGGAAGAAAAGAGCUAAGAGAACUGAGGGUGACUCAAUUUAUAUCAGACAUAGUCUUUUAAUGUUGGAGGACUUUGAGAAGCCCCAGGAGGAUCUCAUCAGGCAUCAUACUAGUAUCAGUGAGCUGAAGAGGAACUUCAUGGCGUCUGUCCCAGAGUUCCGGGGGCCUAGUGAAUGGGACAAGCGCCUGUCUACUCACUCCCCCUUCCGCAGCCUGGGCAUCAACGGACAGCCUUUACCUGAUGCCGACGGGAGUGUGUGUAUUACUCCUAUAAGGGAAGAGCUGGACACUAAGGCAGCGCUACAACAGGACGAGUCCAGCAGCACUGUAAGACCAUCGGGGGGGCCCAGCCCCAGCCCUGCUAGCACAGAAACUGGGCCUGAUAGGGUUGACUCCAAAUCCCAUGAUGCACCUGGGGUGGCAGGGCCAUGUGAUCAGGAUGAUGAGCAUGUUAGCUCUGGGACCACCACCGUUGAGGUGGAGAGGGCACAGCUGCCCCACUCCUAUCAGCUCCAGGGUACAGUGCUGGAGGAGGAGGAGCCGGCAGACCCAGGGUCAAGGGGGGAGCAGUCUGGGAGGAUAACUGGAGCCUCCCACACCUCCUAUUUCGUGAGCGGUGUUCCCCAUGUCAUACGCUGUUUCCAGCCCCCUCUGGUGCAGACCCAGACAGUCACCAUCACAGACGUGUCCAUCUCCCUCCCUACUGACGUCUCCACUAAGGAUGUCCCUAUCGUUCAGACCCAGACUAUCAGCUACGAGUCUGCAGAGGUGUCAGUUGAUGGGACAGACUGGGGGAAAGAGGCCACAGCACUGAGCAGCAUUCAGUCCAUUACCUCAGAGAGCAGCAGGGAAACCAGUGGCACCUCCAUUACUACCACCACCACUCACAUCUCCAAGGUGGUGAAAGGAGGAGCGUCAGCGACCAGAGUGGAGAAGAGGAUCGUCAUCACUGCCGACUCAGAGGAUGACCAGGGAAGUGAUGGCGGAGCAACAGCAAUGUGAUUCAGAUCAACACACAGUCAGGGAGCCCUAUGGAUCUGAUGCUCAAGACACCAGAGCUUUGUAGUACAGACUAACCUCCCUGUCCCAGAGCCACCCCCACCUCCUCAACCCAUACGGACAUUGUGUCCUGACUGGUCCCCUCCAGAACCACUGUGGUUGCAUCUCUUGACCAGAGCCCUGGUUUAAAGUAGUGCAUUAUAAAGGGAAUAUGGUGCCAUUUGGGAUGCAUCCUGGUGUCUCCCUGCCCAGUGGGAUAUGAACAGGCCAGGGAGAAAGCCUAUUGUGUCCUCUCUUUCCAUACUGCUGUUCUGACUGUAUGGUGGCUUCAUUUUGGUUUAUUCCACUCAAACCUCAUAUUUCGCCAAAUUACUCUUUUUUUAAAUUAUUAUAGUAGGAAAGAUGAACCAUUUCAGUUCUAAGAGCAUUUAGGUCAUUUUCUUUUAAAUGUUUAUUUACAACAUAUUUUUCUGUUGUUUGUAUUGCUACUACUGUAUCAUUGAGUUUAAGUGUGGACUCAGCGAUAUGACGCAGAUGCAGAAAGUAAACAGCGUAGUGGGUCAAUUUCAGCCAAACAACUAAGAGCGUUGAAGCAAGAGGCUCGAUUUCUCUGCUGUUUUGGUGCCAUGGUUCCAACGCUGUGAACAGAGUGAAGUGAACCCGUGCACAUGCGCAGAUACUGUGUGAGAGCAAAGUCUUGCGUCUCGCUCAUCUCAGUAUCUGCGGUGCUGGUCGAGGCAUUUUACUGAGUCUCCCUUUAACAUGCUCAUUUUGACAGAAAUGCACUGUUUUCAACUGGGCUUUAAGUAAUAACAUUAUCAGACUUUUUCAGAUUAAUCAGAUUAAGAUGCUGGACAGAAACUAGAUGUAUUUUUGGAAAGGGAUAACUCCUUUGAGUUUAUGUUUAUAAUUGAGGAAUAUUCUUUUUUUUUAUUGAAUAUUCAAAUUGAAAUGACAUACCUCACUUAAAAGUAUUGAACAAAGAUAUUGCAUACUCCAACAA